This is a messenger RNA of Trichophyton rubrum CBS 118892, 744 nucleotides long. RefSeq lists its product as uncharacterized. Bases 1 to 744 code for a protein of 247 amino acids. Gene Ontology annotation, biological process: endoplasmic reticulum to Golgi vesicle-mediated transport. Gene Ontology annotation, cellular component: endoplasmic reticulum membrane; Golgi membrane; COPII-coated ER to Golgi transport vesicle. NCBI's taxonomy places the organism in Eukaryota, Fungi, Ascomycota, Eurotiomycetes, Onygenales, Arthrodermataceae. Gene Ontology annotation, molecular function: COPII receptor activity. The record is from RefSeq and is a predicted model, not a curated record. The transcript has 2 exons.
AUGUGGAUUCUACCGUUAUUAGGGUACCUGGGGGUGAUAAUAGGAUUCUGCUUCCUGACGUUAGCUAUAGCCUCCGGUCUAUACUAUCUAUCCGAACUCGUCGAAGAACAUACCGUCCUAGCUCGGCGUCUUCUAACACGACUGAUAUACACUAUAAUAACCGUCCAUGCUCUUCUCUGGCUCAUAGAUGGAUUCCCAUUCUAUCUCACUAUCCUCAGCAUCUUUUCCCAUAUAGUUUAUGCCGGCAACCUUCGACGGUUCCCAAUCGUCAAGCUUUCUGAUCCCAUUUUCUUAUCCUCAUGCGUGCUUGUUGGUUUGAAUCAUUGGCUGUGGUUCCGAUACUUCUCAAGCCCGGAAUAUAAUUCUAGCGGAGGCAGUGCUCCUACAUCAUGGAAUCGUGGGGGAUGGAAGAGUUCCGGCGGAGGGUAUUACUACGGCGCGGCCGUGGACACGCCUUCAUUUGGUGAAAUAGCCUCAUACUUCGGACUGUGCGUAUGGUUGAUUCCAUUUGCGCUGUUUGUUAGCUUGAGUGCUGGAGAAAAUGUGUUGCCCAGCAUGGGUUCGGAGUAUGCGACUGGAUCAGUGUCGUCAGGUGUUAGCGUUUCCGGUGACAGCAGCUCCAGUUCAUCUAAGAUCAAAACCAAAGGAAUGGCAAAGGCGUUAGUGGAUGGUGUUAGGGAAUGGGUUAGUGAGAGUGGAGAAGUGAUGGGAUUCUGGGGUGGGCAAAGGACAAGAAGGUUUUGA